Molecule: messenger RNA, 620 nt
Organism: Ornithodoros turicata
Lineage: Eukaryota; Metazoa; Arthropoda; Arachnida; Ixodida; Argasidae
Exons: 5
Coding region: 43-588 (181 amino acids)
Biological process (GO): symbiont-mediated perturbation of host defenses
Molecular function (GO): amine binding
Source: RefSeq, a predicted model, not a curated record
UGAACCAGCACACGCUACAUCAAGCAUUCGUCACCAUCCAAGAUGGCCUGCAAGUUUGCUGUUGUCGCUCUUUGCCUUUUCGUUGUCGGCAAUGUCGACGCUGCUCCCAACGAUGCAUGGAGUGUACUUUCGGGAGGAAAGGAGUUUUUCCUGGUGAGCAGAAGUUAUGUAAAGACCCCCGGCACUAAUGAAUGUGCCUACAUGAAAGAAGGGUCUGUGGACGCUGACAAGCAUGAGUUGACAACUAAAAUGGGAUAUCGUGAUGGAAGUACAAAGCAAUUCGUAGGACCAGCCACUUACACUAUAACAGUCAAUGCGGACGCAAGCGGUACCUACAAUGAAGUCGUCGUUCAAGGGGACCAGGCGCCAGCUGGUAUCACGUACAAUCUGGUGUACUCAGAUGGCAAUGGCUGCAAUAUUUUGAAAGGAAAAGGAGGAAUGCUGGAUGGCAAAUGCGAACUGUGGGCGCCAGCAGAAAAGGUAGCAGAUGCCCAGGGAACGAGCUGCAGUCAGCAAUUCCAAAACAGUUGUGGUGCAGCCGUAGAGACACCCUACAAGAGCGGCUGCACAAUCCCACAGACUGCAUAGUACGGAGCACAAUAAACGUCUUCCCGAGCAUC